Cornus florida is the source of this 1472-nucleotide messenger RNA. RefSeq names its product probable protein phosphatase 2C 10. The transcript is spliced from 5 exons. The record is from RefSeq and is a predicted model, not a curated record. Gene Ontology annotation, molecular function: protein serine/threonine phosphatase activity. NCBI's taxonomy places the organism in Eukaryota, Viridiplantae, Streptophyta, Magnoliopsida, Cornales, Cornaceae. Gene Ontology annotation, biological process: protein dephosphorylation. Gene Ontology annotation, cellular component: cytosol; nucleus. The coding region runs from base 432 to 1295 and encodes 287 amino acids.
UUACAUAAAGUUGACCCAUUUAUGAAGACCGUGCGUUGACUACAGGUCUGGACUCUGGACCCGUAUUUAUAUGUAUUUUACAUCUCCUUCAUAAUUCAGUUCUUAGUGCCAAAAAAAACUCAUAAAGAAGAAAAAUUCAACAACAAAAGUCAUAGUAUUACCAACCAACAAGUUUUUACCCAUUUCUAGCAUUUAUUCACUCUCUUGCCUUCUAAUCGGUAAGGAACUACUGAAAAACCCAACUUCCGCGUUUUUUGCAUUUUAAUUCAUGGGUUCUGAUUGAUGGUCUUUGUUCAACGAUCAAGUCUUGUACUCUGUAGUUUCGGGGAAGAAUUGUGAUUUUUUUUAAGUGGGUUUUGUUUGGAAGUUUGAUCGGAGUUGUCUAUAAGUGGUGGAUGAUGAGAGAUUAGUUUCAGUCCCAAGUUUAUCUCAUGGCAGAUUCUGUAAUGGAUAGCUUAUGCUGUUUCAAAGCUAUCUGGGUUCAGUUUGUAGGAGUAUCUUCAUAUAGUUCUGGUAAGGGAAAAAGCAAUGAAGGUCAAAUCAAGUAUGGUUUCAGCCUAGUAAAAGGGAAAGCUAAUCAUCCCAUGGAGGAUUACCAUGUUGCUGAGUUCAUGCAGAUAGAAGGACAUGAGCUUGGACUCUUUGCUAUUUAUGAUGGCCAUUUGGGGGAUGGUGUGCCUGCCUACUUACAGAAGAAUUUGUUUGCCAGCAUCUUAAAGGAGGAAGAGUUUUGGACUGAUCUAAAUCGAUCUAUCUUGAAAGCCUAUGAGAAAACCGAUCAAGAAAUUCUUUCGAACACUUCCAACUUGGGGAGAGGUGGGUCUACUGCUGUUACAGCGAUUCUGAUGAAUGGCCAAAGGUUAUGGGUAGCCAAUGUGGGAGAUUCUCGAGCAGUUCUCUCAAGAGGGGGUCAAGCGAUACAAAUGACCAUAGACCACGAGCCUAACACGGAAAGAGGGAGCAUCGAACAUAAAGGAGGCUUUGUCUCAACAAUGCCAGGGGAUGUCCCUAGAGUGAAUGGGCAGCUGGCUGUUUCUCGUGCUUUUGGAGAUAAAAGCCUCAAGUCACACUUGCGAUCAGAUCCUGACAUUCAAGAUACCACCAUUGAUGUCAAUACCGAUAUAUUUAUCCUUGCAAGCGAUGGUCUCUGGAAGGUAAUGGCUAAUCAAGAGGCAGUUGAUAUUGCAAGAAGAAUCAGAGAUCCCCAGAAAGCAGCCAAGCAAUUAACAGCCGAGGCAUUGAAGAGAGACAGUAAAGAUGAUAUAUCUUGUGUAGUUGUUAGAUUUGGCAGAUAAAACCUCCUUUUUGCAGCAUAUUGUUUCUGUUGCCUGUCUGUAAAAUAAGAGUUUCUUCACAAUAGACACCACCUGUUUAUACUCAGUUUGGAUGAUUCUUACAGGUUCCUGGCUAUAAACUAUGAGAAUGCUAAUAAAAUAAGGAGGGAAUAAAAGAUCUUUGUUAUUUGUUUUUUA